Heterocephalus glaber (naked mole-rat) is the source of this 3886-nucleotide messenger RNA. It is a transcript of the gene Sowahb, whose product is annotated as sosondowah ankyrin repeat domain family member B. Lineage: Eukaryota; Metazoa; Chordata; Mammalia; Rodentia; Bathyergidae. Gene Ontology annotation, molecular function: protein binding. The record is from RefSeq and is a predicted model, not a curated record.
GCAAUGGGCGAGACCUGGAGGGCGGAGGGACGGCGGGGGCGGGCCGAGAGGCGGUGUCGCGCCCGGGCGCAGGUGAAACCGACUCGGACCUCUCCCGGGAACUCGCGCGGCGGGGACUCGCGUCGCCCAGUAGCUGUCUGGGAGCCGCCCUCUCCCUCCCAGAUCGCCGCUGGGACCCCUGGCCUUCCGGGCGCGCUCGGGGCGCCGCCUGGAGCGCAGGUGACCCUCGCCGGACCCGGGGGGAGGGACACCGGGCAGCGAUGGCCCGGGAGCUGAGCCAGGAGGCGCUGCUGGACUUCCUGUGCCAGGCCGGGGGCCGGGUGACCAACGCCGCGCUGCUCAGCCACUUCAAGAGCUUCCUGCGCGACCCUGCCGCGCCCCCAGACCUGCGCGAGCGCCGCCGCGAGCUCUUCAAAGGCUUCGUCAACUCGGUGGCCGCCGUGCGCCAGGACCCCGACGGCACCAAGUGCGUGGUGCUGCGGCGCAGGUACCGGGACCUUGUGGGGGAGGGGCCCGGGCAGGUGGCGCCCCCUGGACCUCGGUGGCGGGGAGCACGGCCGGAUUCCGCGCCUGCCCGGGACCAGCCGGGGACACCGAGUCCCGAGACUCAGCAUCUGCAGCGCCACCACCCCACGCCUUCUGUCCAGGACAGGCCACACCUGGGGACCCCGAGCCCCGACCUUCCUCAUCAGCAGCGCCACCAUCCCGCUCCCCCUACCCUGCACAGGCCAGAGCCGGUGACCUCGGGGACCCCGCACCCCGAGACCUCACGCCCCGAGACCUCGCAUCUACAGCGCCACCACUCUGCUCCCCCUGCUCGGGACAGGCCGGAGCCAGUGACCCCGGGGACCCCGAGCCCCGAGACUCCACACUUGCAGUGCGACCGCCCUGCGCCCCCUACCCGGGACAGGCCGGAGCCGGUGACCUCAGGGACCCCGUACUCUGAGACCCCGCAUCCGCAGUGCCACCACCCUUCGCUCCCGGCCCUGGACAGGCGAGAGCCAGAGACCCCGAGUACCCCGCACCCCCAGACCGUGCACUCGCAGCUGCGGCGCACGGAAGAGUGGGUGGCCAGGCACCAGCAGAUGCCUGAGCCCCAGGACCAGGGACUUGUGCGUGCCUGGUCAGUGCUGCCACAUGACUUCCUUCAGCUGCGCUCAGAACCCGGCUUCUGCGUCAGGGAGACCGCACCGUCCGAGCUCCCUCUGUCCUCUCGUGGUCUCUUUCUCGAGGUCCCAGACUAUUCCUCGGAAUCCUGGCUGAGGAAACCUCCAACGACUGUCUUUCGGAGCAUUCGCUGUCAGCUGUCCCUACAGGAUAUGGAUGACUUUGUGGACCAAGAGAGUCACGGCAGUGAGGAGAGCAGCAGUGGGCCCAAAGAGUCCCCUGGGGGCUCCGAAGAGGGGCUGCAAGGUGCCCCGGGAGUUCCAGACUUGGGAGAGCCCAGGAAUCCAGCGAGGGGCCUCUCCGUAUCCCCAAAGGAAGGCAUUGCCAGCCUUGGACCUCAGGACCUCAGAGGGGCCAGCCAGCCCUCCAAGCAAGCCCCAACAGGGGUCAAAGAGCCUUUGCCCUGGCCAGCUCCUCCCAAAGCUCGGAGGUCCCUCAGGAGGAGUCCUCGGGCAGGGAAGUCCACUCUGUCCUCCUCUGAUGAGGAGUGCCUUGAUGAAGACUUGCUGAAAAGGACUCGUUGCCCACCUCGACUCAGGAAACCUUCUAAGGCAGGAGCAGUGCCCAGCCCAACGGUGGCUGCCGCUUUGACGCCAAAACUGGCUGGCAUUAAGGCUGCUGUGGCUGAGACAGGUUGGCCACACAGCUGGUGGGUCCCUAGUGGAGAGGGGGCUGCAGCCUUGGUACCUCACAGAGCUUUUGAGCACAAGUCAUCCCUGGUCCCCUUAGAAGCCAGGGAACAUGAUUGGAUUGUGAAGCUUGCUAGCGGCUCCUGGAUUCAAGUGUUGGCUUUGUUCUGGGAGGACCCCCAGCUGGCUCUGCACAGGGACUUCCUGACUGGGUACACCGCUUUGCACUGGAUAGCCAAGCAUGGCAGCCUCCGUGCCCUCCAGGACUUGGUCUCGGGGGCCGGGAAGGCUGGGAUUGUGCUUGAUGUAAACGUGAGAUCCAGUUGUGGGUAUACCCCGCUGCACCUUGCUGCCAUACACGGCCAUCAGGGAAUUAUCAAAUUGCUGGUGCAAAGGUUGGCUUCUCGGGUGAAUGUCCGGGACAGCAGUGGGAAGAAACCGUGGCAGUAUCUGGCCAGUGAUACCUCUGGGGAAAUAUGGCAGCUACUGGGAGCUCCUCGGGCCAAGCCCAUUUUCCCUGUACAUUCUUUAGUCCAAAACUCUUCCCCUACUAGGAAAACCAAGACUCGGGAGAUAUCUAGACAUGUUACCCGAAAGACGUCCUUGGCUGCACUACUCAAGAGUCAGCACAACAAAUGGAAAUUGGCCAACCAUCAUGAGAAAUUCCCCAGCCUGAGGGAGAGAGAAGAAUACAGUGAGUAGGUGGCCCCUCUCUCCAUGUGUUGCCAUCACUCCCUCAUCUUUGAGUUAUGCAGUGAGAGAACUGAAGGGGAUAGAAAAAGAUUGGAGGAGCUGGUAAGGAGGGAGGUCAGCUCAGUGGACCAAGACGUCAUCUCAGCUUUUGAAGGCACAUGUGCUUGAAACCUGAACAAAGGGACAGAGCCAGGCCCUCGAAACCCAGGAGCUGUUCUUCCUUCUCCUUUGCCAGGGUGGACUGGGCACAGUAAGCCACACUGCUUUCUGCAGCCACAAUCCCAGGCCUUGGCAGGAGAAGGAACAGAUGUCUAACAAAAAGAGACACAAUUCGAGGAAGUGACAAAGCUCAGGCAAAAUUCUCCCUGGCUAGCUCUCUGGCUUUUCUUCAUUUGGAGAUUAAAUCUUGGCUGAGAGUGGAAAGCACCAGGUUUGAAAUCAGUCGGCUUUCUCUCUUUCUUAUGUGCUUUUUGGCAUUCAAAUCAGUGAAAAAAGAUUAUUACUUGAGAGUAGAAUUUGAUUGAGGAGAUUCCACGGCCCUGUGCUGGAGUCCUCUUCUAACCCCACCUGUGGGGGCUGAUGUGGGACCUGACUGGUGCCUCUUCUGGGUGUUGUCUCCGCUGACCAGAGAAGCAGGUGAGUGAGACCCAGCUGUGACCUUCACUUCCCUCCUGAGAAAUGACUGGCUUUUGGGCCCUACUCUUUUCUAUCAACCCAAAAGGAACUUUCUGAAUAUAAAAAUCAUGUGGCUCAUUUGAUUAGUUUCUGAAACUGUCUUUCAGGGAAACUUCCUGUGUAACAGUCAGAAUCAUCAUUAGUAGUUUUCAGUAGGUUUGAAUGGCCAAGUGUUGGUACUCACAAAAGGGAGAAAUGAUUUCUCUCUGGGGAAGCAGUAAGAAUAAGGUUAGGAUGAGAAUGGCUCCCCAUCACAACUUUUCUAAGCUGCUAAAUGUAAUGUUUUUUGCACUAAACUUGUUGCCAAUUAAGAUUAAAUAUUAGCCUUGAAGUACUGUAUAUCUAACAGGAAGUGUUCCUUUUAAUCGCUUGUGACGGGACAGAUCAUCGUGGGCCACAGGGGUGAAGGAAUGGCUAGUCUGGCCUGUAAACAGCAGCAGAAUGUCGAGAUUGCUGAAUGUCAAUCCAAAGAGUGUUGAAAAAUUCAAUGUUCAGAUGGAAAUUGUUAAGUUUUUAUGGUAAUGUUUUCAUGUAUGGUGGCAAUGUUGCUGUAUUUUUAAAGUAUGCUUGUGUUUAUUCUGGUUAUAUUCCAUUAAAAGAUGAACACAUCUUUAUAAUUUAUUAUACUGUACUUUUGCUGAUUACUGGUAAUGCUGUUAAUGUACUUUAUUGAAAUUUUGUCUCAAUGAGUAUCAAAUAUUUUUGUUUCUUUGUAUUUAUAC